Molecule: messenger RNA, 1602 nt
Organism: Sander lucioperca (pikeperch)
Lineage: Eukaryota; Metazoa; Chordata; Actinopteri; Perciformes; Percidae
Product: protein scribble homolog
Exons: 6
Coding region: 205-1290 (361 amino acids)
Biological process (GO): neurotransmitter receptor transport postsynaptic membrane to endosome; neurotransmitter receptor transport, endosome to postsynaptic membrane
Cellular component (GO): postsynaptic density; postsynaptic membrane; adherens junction
Molecular function (GO): protein binding
Source: RefSeq, a predicted model, not a curated record
UGAUACAUCACAAGUUUACACUUCAAGAUGAGAGACGUGGUUUCAUCAAAUGUAUUCCCCACUGAUCCAUCACUGUCACUACUCAUUUCCUUCAAGACAUUACAUUGAAAUUUUCAGCAACAGCUGGUGUCUUCUGACUAUCUCCAGGAAUGUAGAAAGCCUCAUACUAACCCAUCCCUCAGGACCAAUGGCCAAAACUGGGCCAUGAUCCCAGGCUUCAGCUGGGUGGCAAACAAAGAAUGUCAUCAGCAAAGACCCAAACUGUUCCCGGCCAGCGACAGCAUUUGUGGUCACUGCCCCAGUGCAGAGAAGGACGCAGAGGAACUUGAGCAACCUGAGGAGGAUGGUACAGGCCAGCUGCCAGAGAGUGAUGCCGUACCACGAUGGCUUCGCCAUCACAGAGGUGAAACCCGAGAGGGGAGGAAGUCUCAGCAUCACAGAGCUCUUAAUGCAGGGUCUGGUCUCCAAGGAGACCCCAUCCCCAACAUAAAGACCUCCUCCAUCACAGGGCAUCUGAAGUCUUCUUUGGUGACAGAGAAGACCCUUCCUCAGGAAUCAUUCGUCUCCCAAGUGCCUUUAAGAUUACAGAUCAAAGUGUCAAGCCAGAGCGGUAGUUUGGGAAUCAGCAUUGCUGGUGGGAAGGGCUCUCUGCCUUACAAAGACCAAGAUGAGGUGAGUUCUGGUACAACAGAACUAGCAGUGCUCUUUUCUCAGGCUAACUUGUCUAUUUCCUUUCAGGGAAUUUUUAUUUCCAGAGUAAAUAAAGAGGGAGCAUCGGGAAAGGCAGGGGUCCAUGUUGGAGACAGACUGCUGGAGGUCAAUGGCCUCAACAUGCAGGCGGCGACCCACCACGAGGCGGUCAGCUCCCUCAGGAAUGCCGGGAGCUGCAUCAAGAUGAAAGUAUUAAGAGAAAAGCUGCUACCUCGAGAGGUAUGUGACCUGGACGAACAUCAGGAUCCUCUGGACGUGAUAGGGCGACAGCCGUGCACCCAGGAUGGCAGAGACCAAAGAGGCAAACAGCCCAAGACGGAGAGAGUGGAAGACGGUUUGUCCAAGAAGAUUGAGGCGGUUGUCUGCAACGGCAGCAGCAUUUCUGAUUUGAUGAAACAUGAUUCACUUCAAGGGGGGAAACACACAAUGACAAUCCCGCGGAUCAUCCUCACUCAUCCCUCUAUCUCAGAUGAAGAUGUGGAGCUAUGGACACAGACCCCCAGCAGAGAGCCGUUACAUGACUGUGACAUCCCUGACAGACAGGUAUACUGUUCUGACAACGCUUUCUACCCACCUUGACCGCAGUGUAAGGGUACAUACAUGAAGGACACAGACUGUUAUUACCCAGCUCUUUGUGGUGUAUUAGUGUAAAACAAACUGUUUGAAUGUGUUUUUUAAGCUUUUUGUCUGUCAGAGAUUGCUGCUAAUAAUAGUCUAUUUGGUGAUAUUAAAGUCAUUUGCAACUUUAAGACUUUGUUUUUAUUACUAAAACCACAGAGUUUUGCCUGUGCAACUACAUAGAACAGAGACUGUAAAGCAUGAACAGACUGCUCUCUCAUGUCCACAUGAAUUACAUGUCAUAAUUUUAAAUAAAGUCAAUUAAACAAUGAA